This is a messenger RNA of Topomyia yanbarensis, 718 nucleotides long. RefSeq names its product NADH-quinone oxidoreductase subunit B 2-like. The transcript has a single exon. The coding region runs from base 74 to 718 and encodes 214 amino acids. The record is from RefSeq and is a predicted model, not a curated record. Gene Ontology annotation, molecular function: quinone binding; NADH dehydrogenase (ubiquinone) activity; 4 iron, 4 sulfur cluster binding. Lineage: Eukaryota; Metazoa; Arthropoda; Insecta; Diptera; Culicidae. Gene Ontology annotation, biological process: electron transport coupled proton transport; mitochondrial respiratory chain complex I assembly; aerobic respiration.
AUUAGAUAAAUUUCCGUAACAUCUUUCAAGCUGGUGUCGUGAAUUAAUUUUUAUUCUUCCUAUCAAUUGCAAAAUGAUGCGUUCUACCUUACUUCCGUGUCUCACUAUCGGGCAAAGAUCCAUCCAUGCCCACCAUUUUGUUGCUGGUACAAACACGACAUCGGUUCGUGGUAAAAACUCCAUGCCGGUUGUGGAAAUGGACAGGCCGGAACAGGAGAAGUAUUCUCCGUUUGGAAGAAAACAGGCUAACUGGGGCGAGUGGACCGUUGCUCGGAUGGAUGAUCUUUUGAACUGGGGACGGAAAGGCUCGAUCUGGCCGAUGACGUUCGGAUUGGCUUGCUGUGCUGUUGAGAUGAUGCACAUAGCGGGCCCCCGUUAUGAUAUGAACCGCUUCGGGGUAACUUUCCGUGCUUCACCGCGGCAAGCGGAUUGCAUGAUUGUAGCUGGUACGGUAACGAAUAAAAUGGCUCCGGCGAUGAGAAAGGUGUACGACCAAAUGCCGGAACCCCGGUGGGUCAUUUCCAUGGGCAGUUGCGCCAACGGAGGAGGCUAUUAUCACUACUCGUAUUCGGUAGUGAGGGGAUGCGAUCGUAUUAUACCGGUGGAUAUUUUUGUCCCAGGGUGUCCUCCGACUGCGGAAGCAUUGCUCUAUGGUGUUUUACAGCUGCAGAAGAAGAUUAAGAGAACUAGAACGCUGCAGAUGUGGUACAGAAAGUAG